Condylostylus longicornis is the source of this 1373-nucleotide messenger RNA. RefSeq names its product nucleolus and neural progenitor protein. The record is from RefSeq and is a predicted model, not a curated record. Gene Ontology annotation, biological process: positive regulation of Notch signaling pathway. The transcript is spliced from 2 exons. Lineage: Eukaryota; Metazoa; Arthropoda; Insecta; Diptera; Dolichopodidae. Gene Ontology annotation, cellular component: nucleus. Bases 60 to 1373 code for a protein of 437 amino acids.
AUUCAAUAUAAACAACAUGCUUUAAUUUGUGUACAAAAUUUUAUAUUAUCAUUUUCAUCAUGGAAUAUCUCUGGAAUAAUAUUGAAUUGCCUAUGCCUCCUUUAAAAACUGUUGCAGUAAAAAGAAUAAAAUUCGAUUUAAUAAAGUUGAGAAAAAUUCUUCAAGAUGCUAUAGACUUCUUUGAAUGCCAGAUAAAUUUUAAUGAAAAUGCUUUGUUAUGUACUAAACUUAUUAUGAAGAGAAAAAAUUCUUUUAAGCAUUUCAAAGGCUUUCAGGAUAUGAGCAAAGUAAAAGCAACAUUAAAUAAAUUAGAAAAAAUUAAUCUUCCAAAUGUGUUGAAAAAUUUUAUUGGAUUACUACCCGAAUCAAUAUUUUCAUUGGAGCUACCACCUAAAGCGAAUUUAGACUAUGUACUAUUACGAAUAAUCGGUUAUUACAACGUUUUAAAUAGAGCCACCAAUUGCUGUAAAAAUGCUGUUGCAUAUUUUGUAAAAAUCUUUCAAAAAUAUUUUUUUUUCGAGACACUGUCAUUAUUUUUAUCUGUUUUGUCUAAAAUUUGGUAUGAUGGAAAUCUAAUAUUAAAGUUCACUUCAAAACUAUACAUUGAUUUGAAAAAUUUUCUUCAAUAUCUGCCACCUAACAAUAUAAAAUAUAAUUUCGAUGAUUUUAUAUUUCCUAAAAGGCUUGGUGAUAUUGAAGAUACGAUAAGUUUAAAUGAAGAAAAUUUUGGGAAAAAAGAUGAAAUAAAUAAUAUCCAAAAAUUAACUCUGAUUAUGAAACAAAAGCCGGUUGAUAAUAUUAAUUCAAUUAUAACUGAUCAGAGUUGUACUGAUAUUGGCGAAGUAAUAUGUAGAGAAGAUAUUGUAAUUACAAAUAAUAUUGAAAGCAGAAAUAAAAAAGUAGUUUCAAAACCAAAGAAUUUAAAUUCUUUAAGCAAAAGUUCAACAGAAAAACUUAUAAAAUCAAAUAAAGUUUCGAAAACUAAGUCACAAAAUAAUGAGAACUUGUUAUGUGUAAAAGAAACACCAACAAAUAAUUCCGUCAUUUCAAAAGAGUCAAAGAAGAAAAAAGAAAAGCAUAAAAUGAAGAUUGUAAAAAGUUCUGAUAACUCAAUUAAGAUUGAAGAGGAUUCUUGUAUGGAUGAAAUAUUAAAACGAAUUAAUCAAAUAAAAACCAUCAGUGAAAUAAAAACAUUUUUUACUGAUGAAAGUUUAAGAAGGAAACAAUCAAAAAAUACCUUAUCAACUACGAACAUUUCAAACAAAGAAUGGUCCAAAUUUAAAAAAGUAAUUCUUCAAAAAGCAAAAUGUGAAAAAGAAAAGCGUUGUGUUAAAAUUUUCAAAAAAUUUUUAAAUAAAAGAAUGUUGAGCUAG